Homo sapiens (human) is the source of this 4877-nucleotide messenger RNA. RefSeq names its product ubiquitin conjugating enzyme E2 N (gene UBE2N). Gene Ontology annotation, cellular component: cytoplasm; nucleus. Gene Ontology annotation, molecular function: ubiquitin conjugating enzyme activity; ubiquitin-protein transferase activity. The transcript has 4 exons. Gene Ontology annotation, biological process: protein K63-linked ubiquitination; protein polyubiquitination; protein ubiquitination. Lineage: Eukaryota; Metazoa; Chordata; Mammalia; Primates; Hominidae. The record is from RefSeq and is marked reviewed. Bases 64 to 522 code for a protein of 152 amino acids.
ACUCGUGCGUGAGGCGAGAGGAGCCGGAGACGAGACCAGAGGCCGAACUCGGGUUCUGACAAGAUGGCCGGGCUGCCCCGCAGGAUCAUCAAGGAAACCCAGCGUUUGCUGGCAGAACCAGUUCCUGGCAUCAAAGCCGAACCAGAUGAGAGCAACGCCCGUUAUUUUCAUGUGGUCAUUGCUGGCCCUCAGGAUUCCCCCUUUGAGGGAGGGACUUUUAAACUUGAACUAUUCCUUCCAGAAGAAUACCCAAUGGCAGCCCCUAAAGUACGUUUCAUGACCAAAAUUUAUCAUCCUAAUGUAGACAAGUUGGGAAGAAUAUGUUUAGAUAUUUUGAAAGAUAAGUGGUCCCCAGCACUGCAGAUCCGCACAGUUCUGCUAUCGAUCCAGGCCUUGUUAAGUGCUCCCAAUCCAGAUGAUCCAUUAGCAAAUGAUGUAGCGGAGCAGUGGAAGACCAACGAAGCCCAAGCCAUAGAAACAGCUAGAGCAUGGACUAGGCUAUAUGCCAUGAAUAAUAUUUAAAUUGAUACGAUCAUCAAGUGUGCAUCACUUCUCCUGUUCUGCCAAGACUUCCUCCUCUUUGUUUGCAUUUAAUGGACACAGUCUUAGAAACAUUACAGAAUAAAAAAGCCCAGACAUCUUCAGUCCUUUGGUGAUUAAAUGCACAUUAGCAAAUCUAUGUCUUGUCCUGAUUCACUGUCAUAAAGCAUGAGCAGAGGCUAGAAGUAUCAUCUGGAUUGUUGUGAAACGUUUAAAAGCAGUGGCCCCUCCCUGCUUUUAUUCAUUUCCCCCAUCCUGGUUUAAGUAUAAAGCACUGUGAAUGAAGGUAGUUGUCAGGUUAGCUGCAGGGGUGUGGGUGUUUUUAUUUUAUUUUAUUUUAUUUUAUUUUUGAGGGGGGAGGUAGUUUAAUUUUAUGGGCUCCUUUCCCCCUUUUUUGGUGAUCUAAUUGCAUUGGUUAAAAGCAGCUAACCAGGUCUUUAGAAUAUGCUCUAGCCAAGUCUAACUUUAUUUAGACGCUGUAGAUGGACAAGCUUGAUUGUUGGAACCAAAAUGGGAACAUUAAACAAACAUCACAGCCCUCACUAAUAACAUUGCUGUCAAGUGUAGAUUCCCCCCUUCAAAAAAAGCUUGUGACCAUUUUGUAUGGCUUGUCUGGAAACUUCUGUAAAUCUUAUGUUUUAGUAAAAUAUUUUUUGUUAUUCUACUUUGCCUUUGUACAGUUUAUUUUACUGUGUUUAUUUCAUUUUCCCAAUUUGACAAUCGUAUUUUAAAAUUGAAACUGAUGGAACAUUCUUUCUUGGUCUUCACCAUCUGACAAAUUGAAUGGCAAGAGGUGGAUUUUGCCAGUUUCUUUUCACUGAUGCAGAUUUGUGUUAAGAUAGUACUGAAUGGAGUAUUUAUAAACUGGCCCUGAGCAUGCAUAAAGCAUCAGUAUCUGACCUUUUUUUAACCUUCUAGGAAUUUGAAAUAAAUGUGUUUGUGUUGUCUGAUUAGAUGAUCAUUGGUGUCUUGCCACAAUGUUUAAAAAUUACUGUACAGGAAAGUCACAGCAAAGAUAGCAGUUGUGACUGACAUGUAGGACUUUCACAGUUGUGCCACAUUUUUGCCUAAAAUUUGGGUUAUGACAUUUUUCUUGGUUCUUAUCUGAAAAUUUCAUCUGUAACCUUUCAUGUGUGUUAAGAAACACUGAUCUGAUCAUUUGGGAUUUGCUGAGGCAUUUGUGAGUCUUCCUUAUAAACCUGAUGAGCAGAUCUCAACUAUCUAGCUUGUGUGUCAUCAGAAAGGUUUAUCCCUUUGAGAGUAUCAAGUCCUCAGUUAAUGAUUCUUGCUUUCAUCCCUCCAGUAUUUGCUGUGGGAGCUCGUUUUAUUCUUUAAUUUGGAAUUCAGUAAUUUUUCUUCUUUAUUGACGAAUUCCUCCCCUCACAAAACUGUUCUUUCCCACCUCUCUCCAUAUCUAAUUCCUGAUUCUUGUUAUUUUUAAGUCAUAAAUGUAGCCAGUCAUAAAUACAUAAAUGUUAACCUUCGGGUUGCAACCUUGUCUCUUGCAGUUUAAGGUAAUGGAUAUUGUAGCCCAUUUGAAUUUUCUUCACUCUUAUUCUCGUAAUUCUGGAGUUUCUUCAGAUUGUGGUGUAUUUUAUUGUGCUCCUAUGUAAGAUGAAGAAUUAACUAUUAAAAUUACAUUUUCAACAUACAAAAGCUUUUGAUGACUGGUAACUGGUAUCCUUCCAAAUAAAUGCAUUGCUUGGUAACAAAUGUUAGCUUAAUUCAGAAUGAAAUAGUUAACAACCCUAAUAUUGUAAAAUUUGAAAACUGAUAGCAGCUGUCAUUUAUAACAAUUCUUGGGCUGUUUAAAGGGUACAUUUGACUAUAGCUAAGGAAAUUGAAUCUCACUUUAAAAAUGAACCACACAAAACUUCAAGAAACGAAAUAGAAAUCAACAUUUACUGCCCGUAAUAUUGCUCAUGGUUAUAGCUAGUAUCACAUAGUGAUUUACAAACCAUGAAAUUCCAGAUUUAAAUCUGUUGCACUACAAAAAUGUCUAAAUGAUGUCUGCUAAAUUUGUGAGUUAUAGAAGUACAGAAAUAAGUCAUUUUCAUUUCAAAUGCAGUGAAUUUCUAAUUUCAUGGUAUCAUAUUUUUUUCCUUUGCAGUUUUGGUAAGACUCCCCCAUUACUUUGCUAAGACUUGCUUUCUCAACCAGUGGGAUGAAACGAGUGCCAGUGUGUUGACUGAGCCUUCUUAGGACUUAAGGGGCUCUGGGAGAGGCCAAGGCAGCAGUUGAAAACUGCAGCUUCACCUGGCCUUUGGGCCUGUUUUCCCUGGCCCACACAGUGUGGCUGGUUAAAACAUUCUGAAUUUGAUGCCAACAUUUUUAAAAAUUGGGAGAUUUGCAUGAAAAUCCAGAAUUCGGGUAACUUUUGAAUGAUCUGAAGAUCUGGCAACAGUAGACCUGACCCACCUUUGUGCACGGGACUUAACUGAGAGGAUCUGAGUAGCAGACACCCUAAGAGCAUGUCAUUGUCUUCUCACCAGUUACUCUCCAGUUGGCUAGAGUCCCCUCCGAGCACACCUGCUAGUCCUUCCCCCUUGUAAGCCUUUGACUUUGUAAUCCCUGGGCUAAAGGAAACACAUUAUUCAACAAAAGUGUUUCAUGUUUGCCCACUAGUUGUUGGGGAUGAUUAGGUGGUGAGUGAAUGGCAUGGGGCUUUCCUUUGGGGACCAUAUACUCUAAUGGGGAAGGGGGACAGACAAAUAGUUGUAACUCUGUCAUGGAAAAGAGAAGUAACUUGGACAGACUUUUGGAUUCAGGCCAGAUGAACAUCUCCAGGCAGAGGGAACAGCAGCAUCUGCAAAGUCCUGGGAGAGAAGAAAAGAAUCUGAACAUUAAGUGGCUUCCUGAAAAUCGACUGCCCAGGCCGGGCACAGUGGCUCAUGCCUGUAAUCCCAGCACUUUAGGAGGCCAAGGCAGGAGGAUCACUUGAGUCCAGGAGUUUGUGACCAGCCUGGCUAACAUAGUGGGACCCAGUCUUUAUUUAAAAGAAAAUUGCCCGUUAAGAGGCUUUUCUAAAAUCUUGAGGUGUUGAUAGGAGCUUUAUGUUUUUUGACUUGAUUGUUGUAGUCUACUUCGCUGCGAUUUGCUUCUGCUCUAGUUAUCCUUCAUCCUCUCAAAGGCUGUCUAGCAAGAUCUUAGGUCUAAAGUAAAGUCAUCUCUUGGUAUUUGUCGGGAACUGGUUCUAGGACUUCCUUUGGAUAUCCAAAUUCGCAGAUGCUCAAGUCUCUGGAAUAAAAUGAUGUUGUAUAUGCAUACAAUCUACACAAAUCCUCCCGCUUAUGUUAAUAUUUAGAUUACUUAUAAUACCUAUUAUAAUGUAAGUGCUAUGUAAAUAGUUACACUAUUGUUUAAGGAAUAAUGACAAAAAUAUACAUGUUGACUACAGACACAAUGUUUUUUGGAAUAUUUUGUCUGGUUGUUUGAAUCCACGGAAGUGGAACCCAUGGAUAUGGAGGGCCAACUAUAUAGAACCUUACUCUAGACCAAGAAUGUACUUGUAAAACAAUUUCAAAGAAGCACUUAAAAAUAAGAUUAAAUACAAACCAACAGAUAAAAGUCACAGGUGCUAUGGUUGUUUGAUGGAGAAUGGGGAAGGAAAUCUGUCCUAAAAGACAUUAUAAACACAGUGACCUAAGUGGAACUAAAUUGGAUCGAGGAAAUGAUAGGAAUAGGCCUCAUUUUUCUGUUGAAUGGUUCAGGAACCUUUUUUUUUUUUUUUUUUUUUUUUUUUUUUGGCUGCUCUAGCCACUUUCUAGCUCUGUAGUUUAGGCUGGAGUGCUGUGGCAUGAUCUUGGCUCACUGCAGGUUCUGCCUCCCGCGUUCAAGCGAUUCUCCUGCCUCAGCCUCCUGAGGAGCUGGGACUACAGACACCUGCCACCACACCUGGCUAAUUUUUUGUAUUUUUAGUAGAGACGGGGUUUCACCAUGUUGGGCCAGGAUGGUCUCCAUCUCCUGACCUCGUGAUCUGCCCGCCUCGGCCUCCCAAAGUGCUGGGAUUACAGGCGUGAGCCACCGUGCCCAGCCCUGCCACAUCUUUUUUGUUAGUUGCAGUAGCAAUACAACCUUAUCUAGAAAAGCUGGCCAAAAAAGAAAAUACCAUGAUAAUAGGGUACCUAAUUUAUUGCUUUAUUUAAGAAAAAUGUAAUAUUUCAUUCGAAUAAGUACUUUUGGGCUGGGAUGAUAUUUCAUUUAGCUACUUGGCAUGCCACCCAUCUUAGGGAAUUAUAUGAGGGUUUAUACUUUAAAUAACAUAAAAAGCAAAACAUGCUGAAUGUAAUAAUUUGAGAGAAGUGUAAAUAAUAAAAAUCUGUCAUCUACCACCUGGA